Dioscorea cayenensis subsp. rotundata (Guinea yam) is the source of this 1068-nucleotide messenger RNA. Its product is annotated as peptide-N4-(N-acetyl-beta-glucosaminyl)asparagine amidase A-like. NCBI's taxonomy places the organism in Eukaryota, Viridiplantae, Streptophyta, Magnoliopsida, Dioscoreales, Dioscoreaceae. Bases 1 to 1068 code for a protein of 355 amino acids. Gene Ontology annotation, cellular component: vacuole. The record is from RefSeq and is a predicted model, not a curated record. The transcript has a single exon.
AUGUCCAAAAAGACGAUAGUAUCGGUACCUCGCAAUGCUUAUCGUGCCGUCAUGGAGAUCUAUGUGACGGCACACGCCGACGACCAGUACUGGUAUGCCAACCCACUCCGAUCAGUACCAAUAGACACGAAAGACCCGCUCUCAUCGGCGAAAGCCAACGGUGGAUUCCGGCAAGUGGUGUUGACAAUAGAUGGGAAGUAUGCCGGUGCAGUGGUGCCAUUUCCGAUCAUCUAUCCAAGCUCAGUAAACCCGUAUUUCUGGUCACCGGUGACGGCCAUAGCGGCUUACAACAUACCGUCUUAUGAGCUCAACUUAACUCCAUUGAUGUCGAUGCUUUUGAACGGGCGAGAGCAUGAAUUUGGGUUGAAGGUACGUGAUGCACAGCCGCACUGGCGUGUCACUGCCAACCUUCAUGUCUGGCUCGACGCAUGGUCGGAUGGAGUUGAAGCUGGGUUGCUUCAAUAUAGAGUGCCUCCUCUGAAGAUAAACCGGCAGGCUUACUGGAAAGAGAAGGACGGGAAGUCGGAAGUGGAUGGGCAGGUGAUAGUGAGGUUUGCCGGGUGGGUGAGCUCGUCGGCGGGGAACAUAACAACAAGUGUCCGAGAACGGCUGAAGUUCAAAAGCCAUGUAAUGGUGCAAGGAAGAGGGACAAUGAAGCAAGUAGCAAUGGAAAGUAAGGUGAGGAUGAAUGUGAGGGUGGAGAAAGAGAGGACAGUGAUAGGGAGGAUGGUGAUGAACAUGGAAGCACCAUUGGAGAUCAUGACAUUGAGUUCUAAUGGAGGAGGAGGGUCAGUGUUUGAGAGGACAAAGAUGAAUCAUGGGUUGGAGGAGAUGAAGAGUGUGGUGAGAGGGAAGGAGGUGGUGGUGAGUAUGGUGAGUGAUAGGCAGGAUUCAGAAGGGUCUUGUUUAAUGGAAGAAGGGAUGGCAGUGUGGGGGAGUGGGGAUAGUAGGAGUGUGUAUAAGUAUAGGGAUGAUAAGGUUUGUUAUUUGAGGAGUUUGAAUGUGGUGGGAGGGAGGAUUAUGGAUGAUGUUGCUACUCCUUCUUGUGUUGCUCUUGCUGAUGAAUGA